AAUAAUCAAUAGAAAAAUAUAUAUAAGUACGAAACAUAAGCACGCUAAGUCAAGGCGAAGCGCAACAACAACAGCAAUAGCAAGUACAAGCGAUUAACGCAUUAAGCCGUUGCAAGAAGAGUCGAAAAACCUACUCACCUAAUUUUGCCCACAGGAUACAUACAUACAUACCUACAAACACGCACAUACGAGCGCACCGUCGCAUUCGGCCAUCAGAGCAUUUGGGCGUGACUCGCAGGCAUUUCAACGUCUCAGCACUCAACASGACAGAMAAGUAAGKGCCGCAAGGACUGCCGCGUGUGGAAAUCGUAUUUAAUAAAACACUUUUGUGUGCUCAAUUUGCCAACUUCCUGGUGUAUCCGAARCGUUGAACAACGGUACAAGCGYUCGCGCCUAUUAAGGMACUUGGCUUUGGUAAGAGUAGAGUUGAACACCUGCGGACCGCGAGACAGUUGAGCGCACGUGUGCAAAGCGUCUCGAACUGAACAGCGCAGCACUGUUCGGUUAACUCACAGUUUUCUGUCAAUAUUAGCGCUAUAGCAACUGCUGGGUGUGGGCGAUACUGCGCCCCGCCACCGUAGCAGUGAUGCAAGCAAAUUUCGAUAACAACGUCACAGAAAAGGAGCCUAAAACCAGCACCCUGAAUUUCUCAUCGUUCAAAUCAAGCUUUACUUCCAAUGUUAAUUUCCUGAAGAGAAGAUUUAGCUCGGGAGACCUCUCUUCCGAGCACGACGAUGUCGAUCCCAGUCAACUGCCGCCUGCUGCGCGGCCAAUUCAGGAUCAGCCCACGAAGCCGCCAAUCAGUAGUGGUGGUCCACCGGUCAUGCCACCGCCGCCAGCACCGGGUGUUCCGCCUGCCGGUGGCGCUGCUGGUGCCCCCGGCGGUCCGGAGUUGUCGYUGAGUUUCGGUGGUGGCAAGGCAGCGGCACCAGCACCGCCGCGCGGCGUCAGCGCUCCAACCAGCCCAGCGAAGUCGCGUGAGAGUUUGCUGCAACGUGUGCAGAGUUUGACGGGAGCAGCGCGUGAUCAAGGCGCUUCCAUUUUGGGUGCGGCGGUGCAGAGUGCCACACGAGCGCCAACCUUCAACAAGGACAAGUACUUCACGUUGCUCGUACUCGACGACCAAAACACCGACUGGUCGAAGUACUUCCGCGGCAAGCGGCUACAUGGCGAUUUCGAUAUACGCGUAGAGCAGGCUGAGUUCCGGGAUAUUUCGCUUACUGCCAGCGCCGAAACUGGACCCAUUAUUUCCAUGGCUGUCUACCGUGGCGGCACCAGGGUGGCACGCUCAUUCCGACCGGACUUUGUGCUGAUACGUCAACCACCACGUGACGGUUCCAAUGACUAUCGCUCGACCAUUAUCGGGCUCAAGUAUGGCGGCGUGCCCAGCAUUAAUUCGUUGCACUCGAUUUAUCAAUUUCAGGAUAAACCUUGGGUAUUUGCUCAUUUGCUGCAAUUGCAACGUCGUUUGGGUCGCGACGCUUUUCCACUGAUCGAGCAGACCUUCUUCCCCAAUGCAAGGGAUUUGUUCAGUUGGACCAAGUUCCCGUGUGUUUUGAAGGCAGGUCAUUGCCAUGGUGGUGUGGCCACCGCACGUCUGGAGAAUCARAGCGCUCUGCAAGAUGCAGCCGGCCUUGUCACCGGUUCGGGCAAUGAUGCGCACUGCUACUGCACCAUUGAGCCGUACAUCGAUGCUAAGUUCGAUGUGCACAUUCAGAAGAUCGGAAAUAAUUACAAGGCCUUCAUGCGCAAAUCGAUCUCAGGCCAUUGGAAAACUAAUCAAGGCUCAGCGAUGCUCGAGCAAAUCACGUUAACGGAGAAGUACAAGUCCUGGGUGGAUGAGAUUUCCGAGCUCUUUGGCGGCAUGGAGGUAUGCGGCAUAUCCGUGGUGGUCGGCAAAGACGGCCGCGAGCACAUCAUAAGUGCUUGUGAUUGUACAUUUGCUCUAAUUGGCGAUAGUCAGGAAGAAGAUCGGCGCCAGAUCGCAGAUUUAGUCUCGGCACGAAUGCAAAACGUCUGUCGGCCAAGCAUGGCACAGGCUGGUGGACCACCACAUGGUAUACGUCAACCAUCUCGCUCAUCCAUUUCCUCGCGUGGUGAGAGUCCUACCGAGGAUAUGGCACCAACACCACCGGCACCCGCCGGUCCACGUCCGGCUCCAAUGGGCGGUCCACCACCAAUACCCGAGCGUACUUCACCAGCAGUCGGCUCAAUAGGACGUCUCAGCAGUCGCAGCAGCAUUUCCGAGGUACCUGAGGAGCCAACUGCACCGGCUCCGACCAGUGUACCCGGAAGCGCGGGCGGUGUGGUCCGACGGGAUUCACAAACAUCGCAGACAUCGAGCGUAUCGUCGGCCUCGAGGGUCUCGACACGUCCGCCGCAAACGCAAAGUUCCGUUGUUGAAGAUGCGGAGGAUACAAUGAAGAAUUUGCGUAAGACCUUUGCGGGGAUAUUUGGUGACAUGUAGGAAUUAGCGAACAAGAAACGCGGAAGAACAGCUAGCGAGACAAGCAGCGGUGGCGGUGGACCUGGCAGUGCAGGCGGCAGUGGCAUAAGCGGCAUCAGUACCGGUUCAUUUCUAGGCAAGCAAUUCUCGUUUGCCAGUAGCGGUGGCAAGUCAGUGAGUGGCAGCACUUCAAGCGUCGCCUCCGAUGUUAUCUCAGCACAGCCGUCACCCAAACUGGUCGCCGAGAAGACAUACGAUGCACGUUCGGACACCUCAACGAACUCCACAUUGACAGCGGGCAGUAUGAGCGUUAGCGCCAGCUCAGCGGCUAGCUACAGCAGCAAGCCAUCUUCCAGCGUUUUAGAUACAUUCCAAGAAGAGAACAAAUACAAACCAGUCACCAAUUUUGAGCCACAAGAGCGCGUUAAUCCC
Bactrocera latifrons is the source of this 2878-nucleotide messenger RNA. Its product is annotated as synapsin-like. Gene Ontology annotation, cellular component: synaptic vesicle membrane; synaptic vesicle. The coding region runs from base 587 to 2467 and encodes 626 amino acids. The transcript has 14 exons. Gene Ontology annotation, biological process: neurotransmitter secretion. The record is from RefSeq and is a predicted model, not a curated record. Gene Ontology annotation, molecular function: ATP binding. Lineage: Eukaryota; Metazoa; Arthropoda; Insecta; Diptera; Tephritidae.